AUUCCUACUUUCGAACUGGGAAUCUUAGCAGUCUCUUUUGCAGGCUCGGAUAUCAGGGGUGGCCGAGCGGGACUGGACGCCCGGAGACAAAGCUGACCGAGCACUUGCCCCCUCAACCUCAUCAUGGCCUCUGCUGGUCUGCAAAUCUUGGGGAUCGUCCUGACCCUGCUUGGCUGGGUCAAUGCCCUGGUGUCCUGUGCCCUGCCACUGUGGAAGGUGACCGCCUUCAUCGGCAACAGCAUCGUUGUGGCCCAGAUGGUGUGGGAGGGGCUGUGGAUGUCCUGUGUGGUCCAGAGCACCGGCCAGAUGCAGUGCAAAGUGUAUGACUCACUGCUGGCGCUGCCCCAGGACCUGCAGGCUGCCCGAGCCCUCUGUGUUGUCACCCUCCUUAUUGUCGUGCUUGGCCUGCUCGUGUACCUGGCUGGAGCCAAGUGCACUACCUGUGUGGAAGACAAGAACUCCAAGUCUCGUCUGGUGCUCAUCUCUGGCAUCAUCUUUGUCAUCUCUGGAGUCCUGACCCUCAUUCCUGUCUGCUGGACUGCCCAUUCCAUCAUCCAGGACUUCUACAACCCCUUGGUGGCUGAUGCUCAAAAGCGGGAGCUGGGGGCCUCACUCUACCUGGGCUGGGCAGCCUCAGGCCUUUUGCUACUGGGUGGAGGGCUGCUGUGCUGCGCCUGCUCUUCUGGAGGGUCCCGGGGACCUGGCCAUUACAUGGCCCGCUAUUCUACAUCUGUCCCACAUUCUCGGGGACCCUCCGAAUACCCCACCAAGAACUAUGUCUGAUGCUCACUGGGGAGUGAGGCUCUUACUACCCAGGGAACCUGAGCUGAGCCAUUAAAAUGAUGCUGAGUAGUUUGGGGUGGGGGGUUGUCUUGUUUCUUGUUUUUCUUUUGCAAUACUGAGUAUUGAACCUGGGGCCCACACAUUUGGUAAGCAAGCAUUCCACCAGUGAGCUGUGUGGUUCCCUGCUCCAAGGGUUGGCUCCACCUUUUUUGAGACAGGCUCUCCUUAUGACUGACCUCCAGCUCCAGUUUUCCUGCCUCAACCUGAGUCCAAGCUCCACCUCUCUCUCUGCUGCUGCUGCUGUUUCUCUCUUUUAGCUACUGCGACUGGAAGGAUGUGACACCUGAGUUCCUGGUCUUUAUUCAUUCUGGGGAUCUGUGCAAAGUGUAUGAAGGCUGCCUAUGAGUCUGGCCUUUGCUUUUCUCAAAAUGGCCUGUCCCAAGAGUUCCUGCUGUGGCCAGAAGUAACUCACAGGACAGGCUCACCCCUCCUGGUCAGACUUUUCUUCCCAAUCCUGGGAGGGCAGUGAUAAGUUACCAAAGAAUUUCCUACCCUGAGACUUCCAACCUUUGGCCCCUGAAUCCCCUCACCAAGGUUACUGUGUAGUCUCCCCACAUAAGGGCCCAGCUGUGCUGUAGACGCUCUCCCCAUACCUUUAAUCUUGCACAUUCCCCUGCCCACACAAUGUUUUACUAAAUAAAACAUGAUUUUUUUUUCUUAUAA
Messenger RNA from Mastomys coucha (southern multimammate mouse), 1506 nucleotides. RefSeq names its product claudin 6 (gene Cldn6). The record is from RefSeq and is a predicted model, not a curated record. Gene Ontology annotation, cellular component: plasma membrane; bicellular tight junction. Gene Ontology annotation, biological process: bicellular tight junction assembly; cell adhesion. Gene Ontology annotation, molecular function: structural molecule activity. The transcript has 3 exons. NCBI's taxonomy places the organism in Eukaryota, Metazoa, Chordata, Mammalia, Rodentia, Muridae. The coding region runs from base 124 to 783 and encodes 219 amino acids.